Morus notabilis is the source of this 2137-nucleotide messenger RNA. Its product is annotated as CDT1-like protein a, chloroplastic. Gene Ontology annotation, biological process: DNA replication preinitiation complex assembly; DNA replication checkpoint signaling; regulation of DNA-templated DNA replication initiation. Gene Ontology annotation, cellular component: nucleus. The transcript is spliced from 7 exons. Bases 26 to 1846 code for a protein of 606 amino acids. The record is from RefSeq and is a predicted model, not a curated record. Lineage: Eukaryota; Viridiplantae; Streptophyta; Magnoliopsida; Rosales; Moraceae. Gene Ontology annotation, molecular function: DNA polymerase binding; DNA binding.
UUCCCUCUAUCUCUCUCUCUCCAAAAUGAGCUCCUCGGAAGCUUCUUCUUCAAUACCUUUCAAGUCGAAGAAGUCCCUGUGCUCAACCCCAAAGGCCAAAACCCUAGAUCCCAAUCUGCUGAGCUCCAAGCCUCCAGAGAAGCCUCUUCAGCUCCCUCGUCGGACUCGGAACCAGAACGUCGCGCUCUCGUUGAAGGAAGUGAGAAAGGCAGCCGAAAGCCGCCGCCAAUCGGCUCGGAAGCAGUUCUUUGAUCGGACGGACCAGAUCGCUUCCGCUAGGCGCCAUAUCGUCGAUAGCCCCUAUGAAACCGCCGCCGGUGAUAAUGUCGCCGUUAAAUCAAAAAGCGACGCCGGUGCGGAACCCAAGCUGCCGGAGAAGUACGAGAUUCUGAGCGAUUUUUUCAAUAGCUUGGACAAUUCGAUUCGAUUGCUGCGAUUGAAGGGUUCCACGCCGACUUUUACCAAUAUAUGCCCAAAAGUCGAAUAUUUUACUGAUAGGAGAUUUACAUACCGCCACUUGGCUCAGUUGAAGUUUAUUUUACCUGAGGUGAUUGAGAUAAAGAGAACACUAGUGUUCAAUGAGCGAACAAGUUGUAUGAAGCCAGAUCUUCAUAUUACUAUGAAUCUUGAAGCAAUAGAGAAUGACGGGAAGUCAAAAUCUGAAGGAGGGAAUUUGUACCUGAGGAGGGUCUUCCAGUCACGGCUUGCAGAAUUUUCAAGAUCUCAUCCCGAGGGUUGUGAAGUUCCAGAAGAAAUGUUGCCAGAACCGUUCAAUGUUAAGCAAGGCCUACUUUCAAAUUUGACCAGAAUUCCCUCAUCAUCUUCUCCUUUUGAGGCAGCAUCUGAUUCACAUUCAGCUGAUCCAGCGUGUGAUGGGAUCCCCAAGGAAAUGCAUCCAGUUUCAGCAAGCAAAAAGACAUUAUCUGAGGCACCUAAAAAUCAACAACCGGUGGUGGCAUCUCAUCUGUCUCCCUCUUUCCGGAGGCGCUUUUCUCAAAAGCCUAGAAGCAAUGAAGUAGAGAUCACUUCCCAAAAAUCAUCCGAGCCCCCCUUCAAACCUCCAGCUGAUCCAGCUGCACUCUCGAGUCUCAACACGGUUUCCUCAGUAGAGGAAACUACUGAGGAAACCAGUUCUAAUCAGGUCUUUGGCCCAGCGAAUGUAACUCCAAGCAAAAAGCUAUCUGUUCUCAAGACAGAAGAAGGUUCUCCGAGAAAAAGUGAUAGUCUCCAGUCGACUCCUGCAAAACUAGCUUCUACUCCACUAAGACUCAUGACUGCCACCCCUACGCUGCAUCCACCAAAGAGAAGUUAUAAGAGCCCAGAGGAUAAUUCUACCAGCUCACCAAACAAGUUGGUUAGACGUCCACCCCGCACUAGAUCAUUGAAAUUCGACAGUCCUGUGAAGAACAAGGCUAGGGAUGAAGACUUUGAUGUUAAUGGCGUGUCAGUCGAUAAUGACAUUCUUGAUAUUCUUCCUGAGAAUCUUUGGCAAUCGAUCAGAGAUAAAGAAAGAAAAGCAGCAGAGGAGCGGGAUCCAGCCAUCUCACAAGCAAAGAGGCGGAAACAGAUGAUUGCCUGCCUGCCUAAGCUCUUCAAUAUGAUCCAUUUCUUAUUUCAGUCAAUAAAUCGUUCUGUUAUCACAAAAGAAGAGCUUAUGCACAAGAUCAUCUCAAGCCACAUGGAUGUCGUUGACAGAAGAGAAGUUGAGGAGCAGCUUAGCUUGUUGCUAGAACUGGUUCCGGACUGGAUUUCAGAGAAGUUGGCAUCUGGUGGGGAUUUGCUUUUCCGCAUCAAUAAAAUGUCAAGCCCCGAAUCAGUACGCGCACGGCUUGAAGGAGCAAAUUGAGCCCGAGCAGCUAGAUCUCAUCACAUUUACUGGAAGGAAGUGAGACUUGUUGGGUGAACAAUAGUGUAUGGUUUCCCCUUUUGAAGAAGCAAAAUGAGCCCGUGCAGCUAGAUCUAGUCACAAUUACUGUAAAGAAGUGAGACAUGCAGAUUAAAUUGUGUAUGGUUUCCCCUUUUAGGUGGGGAAUUGUGUAAAUUUUUUUGCUAAUUGAUUAUCUAUGUGAAGUUCAUCCAGGAGGCUGGAUCCUUGAUCAUCUUGACUAACUCAAAAAGAAAAAAAAAAAAAAUUGUC